CGUGGGGCGGGGCUAGGCAGUGACGGGUAGUAGUGGCGAGUCACACCGAGGGAUAAACAACACGUUACAGCGGUUAAAUGUGAUUUGACUGAAACUCAGAGACUGUGAGAAAAGACCAGAAACAUGGGGUGAUGAAGGAUUUAUUUAUAUUUGAUUUAUCGCGCGUUUACAGAGGCUCGGCUUUUUGAUUUGAAACGAUGGAGUACCUGCUGCAGGUUAAAGUUGGAGCUCUUGUUGGGUUACUAUGUUUAACACUGAUUUUUGGACUCAUUCCAGCCCGGAUGAAAUGGUUUCAUGACACAAGUGGAACAGAAACCCACAAGGUAGUGCUGAGCUUCGUGAGCUGUUUCGCCGGAGGCGUCUUCCUUUCGGCCUGUUUAUUAGACAUCAUCCCAGACUACCUGUCUGACAUUCAUGAACAAUUACAAAUACGAGGCCUUGAUGAUGGCUUCCCGUUGGCAGAGUUCAUCAUGGCUUGUGGCUUCUUCACAGUCCUGAUUUUAGAGAAGAUAGUCCUCAGUUUCAGAGAGAGACACCGAAGUGGAGAGACGGCCCCUUUGUUAGCCCCGGCGGGUCACGGGCAUGCUCACGGACAUCAAUCGCUGAAUAACCUGGAGGGCAGCGGACAUCACGUCCACGUGGAUCAUCAAGCUCACUCGUCUUUCCGUUCCUUCAUCCUCUUCUUCUCUCUCUCUCUCCACUCGGUGUUUGAGGGUUUGGCCAUCGGCCUGCAGACCACAGAAACUAAGGUGUUGGAGAUCUGCAUCGCUAUCUUGGUCCACAAGAGCAUCAUCGUCUUCAGCCUGGCAGUGAAGCUGGUUCAGAGCGCAGUCAAGCCCAUAUGGGUGGCUAUAUACGUGACGGUCUUCGCCGUGAUGUCUCCCCUCGGAAUCGCGAUCGGCAUCUUAGUGAUCGAGGCCGAACUGAAGGCCGGCGCUUUCAUUCAGGCGGUGCUGGAGGGGAUGGCGGCAGGAACGUUCAUCUACAUCACCUUCCUGGAGAUCCUACCGCAUGAGCUGAAUUCCCCGGAGCGCCCGCUCCUCAAGGUUCUGUUUCUCCUGUUUGGUUUCUCAGUGAUGGCUGCUCUGAGCUUCAUUGGCUGAAAGAUGCUUUUAUUUGUUUGCCAAAAAACUAAAGCCUAAAGGACACAUUCGCGAGAGGAGACUUUCCUAACCGCACAUGAUUCAAGCAGAAUGAGGAACUGAUUUUAAAACAUAGAGCUGCUUUCUGUUUUAAAUGGUUUUAUAACAGAUCUUCUUACAGUUCAUUUCAAAAACUGCUGUGUGUCUUUUAUAUUAGACUUUUAUAUAUCUGUAAUCGAGAACUUUAUGUGCAUGCAACUUUAAACAGUUAUCUAAGUGUCAUGUUUGACCAGCAUAGCACUAUUUAUUUAAACCGUAUGAAUCUGAUUUUUUAUAUUAGUUUCAAAUAUUCUGAACAAUCACUGACAAUAUUAUAUAACUGACUUUCUCCUUUAUGUGCCACAUUUCCUGUUAAAUUACAUGACGGUAAAUUUGCUGGGCUGCUAAAGGUUUUAAAGUUUGCACUAAUGAUCACAUUAAAAAGUUUUUAUGAGAUUUCACAAAUAAAUGAGACAAAUGUGGGACUCACAUAGUGUUUUUUGACGAUGUUAUACCCAAUAAUCAAUAAUAAUAAUAAUAAUGUGUGAUUUUUGUAUUAAAUUUGUGUUAUGUGCAGCAAACUACAUCAUGUAAAUAAAUGAGUAUUUCAAACAACGAGU
This is a messenger RNA of Paramisgurnus dabryanus, 1741 nucleotides long. It is a transcript of the gene slc39a1, whose product is annotated as solute carrier family 39 member 1. Gene Ontology annotation, biological process: zinc ion transmembrane transport. The record is from RefSeq and is a predicted model, not a curated record. Gene Ontology annotation, molecular function: zinc ion transmembrane transporter activity. Gene Ontology annotation, cellular component: plasma membrane. NCBI's taxonomy places the organism in Eukaryota, Metazoa, Chordata, Actinopteri, Cypriniformes, Cobitidae.